Penicillium nucicola is the source of this 1914-nucleotide messenger RNA. RefSeq names its product acyl--CoA ligase. The transcript is spliced from 7 exons. The record is from RefSeq and is a predicted model, not a curated record. The coding region runs from base 1 to 1914 and encodes 637 amino acids. NCBI's taxonomy places the organism in Eukaryota, Fungi, Ascomycota, Eurotiomycetes, Eurotiales, Aspergillaceae. Gene Ontology annotation, biological process: secondary metabolic process. Gene Ontology annotation, molecular function: CoA-ligase activity.
AUGCCAGAAAGCAGUCGACCAAGCCGAGCCUCUACCCUCAAGUCUCUGUUCUCAUGGCGACGCAGCCAGAACACGGAGAUCAAAGAUGAUGCGAGGUCUGAAAUUACACUUGUUGCAAACGAAAGAUAUAAACGACCAGGAGCGCCUGAGGUUGCCCCGAACUUUAACCGUGAGCUUCUUGAAUCCUCAAUUGACUGGAACAAUGCUGAUCAAGCUAUAGCAGCCGAUAUUGUUUUUCUAGGCAAACCCUUCGUUGCCCACAAUAUGAUUUUUGAACCAGCAGAGCGGACUUUGCUCCCAACAAAGGACCUCUUGUCGUAUAUUUUUGACGAGCCACUGUACGAUCAAAAUCAGCCAAUAUAUAUUGAUGUUCAUGACCCGUCGCGGUCUAUCUCCUGUAAUCAGGCGCGCAAACUAGUCCGCCAGCUGGUCGCAGGCCUACGAAAAUCAGGUCUCCAGCCAGGCGACUGCGUCCUGAUUCAUUCUUUCAAUGAUAUUAACUAUAGCAUUCUUGUGUUGGCUAUCAUCGGCGCGGGAGGAAUCUUCACAGGAUCCAAUCCGUCUUAUACCAUCCAUGAGCUAACUCAUCAUAUUAAAGCUUCCCAAAGCAAAUUCCUCAUCUCGGAACCGGAGAUUCUGGACUCGCUCCUGGGCGCGGCCAAGCAGACCAAGAUAUCCACUGAGAAGAUCUGGGUCUUUGAUAACCGUGGCCAGUCUAUUCCCAAUGGAAUGAAAUCAUGGAAAGCCCUGUUCGAGGUCGGCGAAGAAGACUGGUUGCGAUUUAAUAGCCUCAAGGUGGCCCAGGAAACUACAGCAGCUAGGCUAUUUAGCAGCGGAACUACGGGACUCCCCAAAGCUGUGACAAUCACUCAUCACAAUCUCAUUGCACAACACGAACUUGUGCUGGGAGCCAAUCCGCGACCAUAUCCGAUCUCGCGUAUUAUCGCUGUGCCCGUCUUCCAUGCAUCGGCAGCUCCUGUCACUCAUAUCUCCACAUUGAAAGCUGGAUCGGUUGCUUACAUGAUGCGUCGCUUUGAUCUCGAAGAGUUUCUGAACACGGCUGAGAGAUAUAACGUGACGGAUCUCGCGAUGGUACCUCCCAUUGUGAUUGCGAUUCUCAUGUCGCCUCUUUGCCAACAGCGACCAUUCCUCAAGGGGGUACGGCUAGCAUCUUGUGGAGCUGCUCCUUUGGACAAGGGGAUCCAAGGCAGAUUUAAAUCACUGAUGGGUGAUGGAAGCCCAUUCACCCAAGUAUGGGGUAUGACGGAGACUUCCUGUGUUGCGACCAUGUUUCCCUACCCAGAGCAUGAUGAUACGGGGUCUGUUGGGCGACUUAUACCAAAUCUGGAGGCCAAGCUUAUUGAUGAAGAUGGCAACAAUAUCUCGGCAUACGGUGUUCGUGGUGAGCUCUGUGUUCGCGGACCUACAGUGACACCGGGUUACUUUAACAAUCCCGAGGCCAACGCUCACGCGUUCGACUCGGAGGGGUGGUUUAAAACCGGUGAUAUCGCUUUCUGUGACCAGACAACCAGGAAGUGGUAUAUUGUCGAUCGAAGAAAGGAAUUGAUCAAAGUACGGGGCUUUCAGGUAGCGCCGCCCGAGCUCGAAGCUGUUCUUCUGUCCCAUCCACAGAUCGUGGAUGCUGCAGUCAUUGGAAUCAGCUAUCCAAAUGCGAAUACUGAAUUCCCUCGGGCUUAUGUGGUUCGACGGUCGGGUGACGCUGGAUCAAAACUGAGCGAGCAAGACGUUCAACAAUAUGUUUUGGGGCGGCUUUCCAAAUACAAAGCCCUUACUGGGGGUGUCAAAUUUGUGGGUGCCAUUGCAAGAAACCCCAGUGGAAAGAUUCUGAAGCGAGUCUUGAGGGAAGAUGCCAAGAAGGAAAUUGAAGCUGGGCUUCUCAGUCCAAAGCUUUAG